CCUUGUUUUUCUCUUUUCAGGACUCUCUUCCUAGAACCAUACAAGAACAGAGGAAUCAUGUCCAUGAUCGCAGCUUUCUACAGCAACAAAUCUAUCCUCAUCACGGGGGCCACAGGCUUCCUAGGCAAGGUGCUCAUGGAGAAGUUAUUCCGUACCAGCCCCCAGUUGAAAGUCAUUUACAUCCUCGUGAGACCCAAGUCUGGACAGACACUGCAGGAGAGGGUUUUCCAGAUCCUCAACAGUAAGCUGUUUGAGAGAGUCAAAGAAGUUUGUCCAAAUGUGCACGAGAAGAUCAGACCCAUCUCUGCGGACCUCAACCAGCGUGACUUUGCCAUCAGCAAGGAAGACAUGCAAGAACUUCUGUCCUGCACCAAUAUUGUCUUUCACUGUGCGGCCACAGUGCGCUUUGAUGCACAUCUGAGAGAAGCUGUGCAGUUGAACGUCACUGCCACCCAGCAGCUCCUGCUAAUGGCCAGCCAGAUGCCAAAGCUGGAAGCCUUCAUCCACAUCUCCACUGCCUUUUCUAACUGCAACCUGAGCCACAUCGAUGAAGUCAUCUACCCAUGCCCUGUGGAGCCAAGAAAGAUCAUUGACUCCAUGGAGUGGUUAGAUGACUCUAUCAUUGAAGAGAUCACUCCCAAGCUGAUUGGGGACCGGCCCAACACCUACACGUACACCAAAGCCUUGGGAGAGGUCGUAGUGCAGCAAGAAAGCGGAAACUUGAACGUGGCCAUUGUCAGGCCCUCCAUAGUGGGAGCAACCUGGCAGGAGCCUUUCCCGGGUUGGGUUGAUAAUUUAAAUGGACCCAGUGGACUCAUUAUUGCGACUGGGAAAGGAUUUCUUCGGUCCAUAAAAGCGACUCCCAUGGCAGUGGCAGAUGUGAUUCCAGUUGACACAGUUGUUAAUCUCACCAUAGCAGUAGGAUGGUACACUGCAGUUCAUAGGCCUAAGUCAACAUUAAUCUACCAUUCCACAUCUGGUAAUCUCAAUCCCUGUAACUGGUAUGAAAUGGGAUUACAGGUCUUGGCGACCAUCGAAAAGAUCCCAUUUGAGAGUGCUUUCAGAAGGCCAAAUGCCGACUUUACCACCAACAAUUUCUCCAUCCAGUACUGGAACGCCGUCAGCCACUGGGCCCCAGCCAUCAUCUAUGACUUCUAUCUGAGGCUUACUGGACGGAAACCCAGGAUGCUGAAGCUCAUGAACCGGCUGCUGAAAACCAUUUCCAUGCUGGAGUAUUUCAUCAACCACAGUUGGGAAUGGAGCACAAACAACACGGAGAUGCUUCUGUCAGAGCUCAGUCCUGAAGACCAGAGAGUAUUCAACUUUGAUGUGCGUCAGUUGAACUGGCUUGAAUACAUUGAGAAUUAUGUUUUGGGGGUUAAGAAGUAUCUACUGAAAGAGGAUCUGGCUGGUAUUCCCAAAGCAAAGCAACACCUAAGAAGGCUCCGGAACAUUCACUACCUCUUUAACACUGCCCUGUUUCUUAUCAUCUGGCGCCUCCUCAUCGCAAGGUCUCAGAUGGCUCGGAACAUCUGGUUCUUCAUUGUGAGCUUUUGUUACAAGUUCAUCUCCUACUUCAGGGCCUCCAGCACACUCAAGGUCUAAGAACAUUACACCAGCCCAUCAUCUGGAACCUCAGAUACCUCUAAGACAGUAAACUGGGUCUUAAGCUAGAAAGUAACAAGAAGCACACCCAAGCUUCCAGUCGAAGUUGCCAUUUCAUCUUCUUCCCUAUUCUUGUGUGUGUAUGUGUGCAUGCUUGGUUGGUUUUUCUGUUUUUGGUUCAGUGAGGAAAGUCAGCUUCUAACUACGUACACUUACGAAAACAUAACUUCCUGACACCACCACUACACACUAUCACACAUGAAGCAUGAAAGCACUCCUUUUCCUUUAUUUGGCUUUCCUUCCCGACAAAACCAAUUCCAACUCACUGAGCAUGGAAGAACACAUGGCAGAAGCCUAAGCAGGCUAGAGAAAGGCAGCACCAACCAGGGAAGCAUGCUCAGUACCAAGGCAGGAGUUUCCAAUCAUCCUGACCUAUGUGCAGCUGAGCCUCCUCUCCAUCCCACACAAGCAGCCUUCUGUGUUACAACGUCCUGGUUGGGUUGGGGGAAGUGGGCUUGUGCCUAUCCUGUUUCUCACCUCUGUCCAUAUCUUAACCCUAAAAGGAACAAACAAAUGGUAUAAUUACAUACCAAAUAAGAACUUAACCAUACAUGCACCAGGGAGUCUUGUGUACUUCAUUUAUAACAUGAUUUGGACAUCCCUUAUUCUACAUUCUUAAUCACCACUGUCCUGAAAGCCCCUCAAUUCCCUUUCUUAUUUAAUGUUGCCAAAGCCCUUCUACUUAAAAUAUUUCACUCAGGCCUCAGUCAGAAAGGAUGAUGGGGAGGGGACUUUCCUAGACUAGGACCAGGGAAACCCUCCUGACCUUUGCCAGUGAGGAAAGCAAAAAUUCAAAUAAAAUGUUAAUUUCUAGUUUCUGUCUUCAUGUGUGGAGUUGGGAGCAGCACACUACUGGUGACCCGAGACCCCUUGUACCUCAGUCAUCCCAGUCACACGUUAGUUAACUCUACAAUGUACAGAGGUCAAAAACAGAAAGAGUGAAGGUUUUUGCUUAAGCAUUUUAAAUGCAAAUAAAAACCUUUAUACAUUCGCAAGUUCUCAUACAUUCACAAGUUCUCAUACUCAUACGCUGGCACCCAGUUUUGCUCAUAUUUGAGAUGAGGGCAUACUGGACUGCAAGAUCUCUGCAUGGUGACAACAUGAAAUAUUCAAUAAAAGUAACUUCCACACAUCACUGAAAACUACAUACAAGCAGUUAACAUGUGUAUGUUUACAUUCUGAUGGCUGAAGAGUGACCAGUACUGAGAUCUCCUCAGAACCAGGAGGAGGAACAUGUUGGGAGAACCCUUUAGAGAGACCAGCACUGAGGUCUCCUCAGAACCAUAAGGAAUGUGUUUGGGAGGACCCUUUCUGGCACACUUUCUGCAAAUUUGAUUAAGGUUAUUAAGGUCAGAGACUACUGUCUGGGCAGAAAACUCUGAAAUAAAGCACCUGUGGGUUUCCCCAUGUGAGACAUCUGCAAGACACCAGGCUAAGGAUACAAUAAUAAUAGGAACUCAAGACACAGGAAGAGACUAAAAUGACAGUGCUAAAGAUUUACUACCUUUUGACCAUUGUUUCAUCAAUCCAAGAACUCCAGCGACUGAGUGUGAUUAAAUAAAACUCUGAAUUACU
Molecule: messenger RNA, 3240 nt
Organism: Arvicanthis niloticus (Nile rat)
Lineage: Eukaryota; Metazoa; Chordata; Mammalia; Rodentia; Muridae
Gene: Far2
Product: fatty acyl-CoA reductase 2
Biological process (GO): long-chain fatty-acyl-CoA metabolic process
Cellular component (GO): peroxisome
Molecular function (GO): alcohol-forming very long-chain fatty acyl-CoA reductase (NADP+) activity
Source: RefSeq, a predicted model, not a curated record